Messenger RNA from Echinops telfairi (small Madagascar hedgehog), 1539 nucleotides. RefSeq names its product anoctamin-10-like. Gene Ontology annotation, biological process: chloride transmembrane transport. Gene Ontology annotation, molecular function: chloride channel activity. The record is from RefSeq and is a predicted model, not a curated record. Bases 1 to 1149 code for a protein of 382 amino acids. Lineage: Eukaryota; Metazoa; Chordata; Mammalia; Afrosoricida; Tenrecidae. Gene Ontology annotation, cellular component: plasma membrane. The transcript is spliced from 2 exons.
AUGGGGAGCUUUGCUCUGUUUGUGAACCUUGAAAAGGAGCCCGGGGCCGAGCAGGCGGGCUGGGAACAGGAACGGAAAGGAACAGGACCGGACUGGCCAGGCUGGGCUUCCUCUAAGAUCACAGGCCAGUGGGUUUCUACCCUCUACUUCUCUCUGUAUGUCAUGAUGAUUUACUUCGAUAUGGAGGCCUGGGUCCUGGCGCUGCAUAAGGACAGUGAGUCUGAAUGGACCAGCCUCCUGUUGUACGUGCCCAGCAUCAUCUAUGCCAUUGUGAUCGAGAUCAUGAACCACCUCUAUCGAUAUGCUGCCGAGUUUCUAACUGCAUGGGAGAAUCACAGAUUGGAGUCUGCCUAUCAGAAUCAUCUCAUUCUGAAAGUUUUAGUGUUCAACUUUCUGAAUUGUUUCGCCUCCCUUUUCUACAUUGCCUUUGUCCUGAGGGAUAUGAAGCUUUUGCGUCAGAGCUUGGCCACUCUGCUGAUUACCUCACAGAUCAUUAACCAAGUUGUAGAAUCCCUUCUUCCAUAUUGGCUUCAAAAGAAGCAUGGGGUGCAGGUGAAGAAGAAGCUGCAGGCUCUAAAGGCAGAUAUCGAUGCUACACUCUAUGAGCAAGUCGUCCUGGAAAAAGAAAUGGUGACCUAUUUGGGCACCUUUGAUGAUUAUUUGGAACUGUUUCUGCAAUUUGGUUAUGUGAGCCUUUUCUCCUGUGUGUACCCAUUAGCAGCGGCCUUUGCUGUGUUAAAUAACUUCACUGAAGUCAAUUCAGAUGCCUUAAAAAUGUGCAGAGUCUUCAAACGUCCCUUCUCAGAACCUUCUGCCAGUAUUGGUGUAUGGCAGUUGGCCUUUGAGACAAUGAGUGUUAUAUCUGUGGUCACCAACUGCGCUCUGAUCGGAAUGUCCCCUCAAGUGAACUCAGUCUUUCCAGAUUCAAAAGUGGACCUAAUUCUGAUUGUCAUCGCCAUCGAGCAUGCGCUCCUGGCUCUGAAGUUCGUACUUGCUUUUGCCAUACCGGAUAAGCCGCACCACAUCCAGAUGAAACUAGCCAGAUUGGAAUUUGAGUCCUUGGAAGCCCUCAAGCAGCAGCAGCUGACACUCGUGGCCGAGAACCUGAAGGAGGAAGCCAGCGACCGUGGGAAAGAGCAGGCGCCCUGAGCCCACUGCCUGUCCAUCCAAAGCCUCAGCCUGCUCCAGCUGCCCCUCGUGCUCCGGCCACAAGGGGCAGGGGGCACCGUGACUCAGACCCACCACUCGAGGGCCACCCAGUCCACAGCUUCCCCACCCUCCACCCACCCCUCCUACUCCCCCACCCUCCGACUGCCCAGGCCACACUGCCCCUGGAUCCCCUCUCCACGUUGCCCCUCAAUGGGGCCACUUGCUGCCCGCGCCAAGAGCCAGGCCAGCGGAGCGGCUGGGGCAGUGGGCCAUGGGUGACCUGGGGCUGCCCUCACACCCUCUCCUGGCUCACCUGGCAGUGUGCUCACAGCUGCUUCAUCAGCGAACACCAGUAACCUCGCGAUUAAAGGCAACGUGCCCCUCUGAAAA